UUUGACUUGCGGCGACUUCUUUUAACCGAAGAAGAAAUUGUUUCCUCCGGCCGGUGGUGGAAGCAGGAGAGAUCGAUCGAUCAUACGGGAUUCUUCUUCUAGUCUCUCUCUGUGAUCCAAGUGAUAACAAGUCCGUACAUUGGUUUGAAGCUCUGCUGAAACUAAUCCAUCUGAGGUUUAACAAUGGUUCUCUUACAAUUGGAUCCAUUCCUCAAUGAACUCACGAGCAUGUUUGAGAAAAGCAAAGAGAAGGGUUCUGUGUGGGUUACUUUGAAAAGAUCAUCUCUCAAGUCUAAGUUGCAGAAGAGGAAACUGAGCUCAGCUGGAGAAUCCAUUGAAUACAGAUGCCUUAUUCGAGCUACUGAUGGAAAGAAAACAGUCUCUACCUCGGUUGGUGCUAAGGAUCACCAGAGAUUUCAAGCAUCCUAUGCCACCAUUCUUAAGGCCCACAUGACUGCUUUGAAGAAGAGGGAAAGGAAAGACCGGAAGAAAUCCACAGAAGCAGAGAAGAAAGAAGGCACUUCAACAACCACUAAACCUAAGAAACUUUAAUUUCUCCUUUUAUGUUUAUCAUAUUGAUUUGCAAUUGUUGGUUGAGAAUUUGAAUUUUGAAAGGUAUUGAAAGAUCUCAAAGAUUUUGAAUUGUUACAUCACAGAUUUUGGCUUGCA
Camelina sativa (false flax) is the source of this 669-nucleotide messenger RNA. RefSeq names its product signal recognition particle 14 kDa protein. Gene Ontology annotation, molecular function: endoplasmic reticulum signal sequence receptor activity; 7S RNA binding. Gene Ontology annotation, cellular component: signal recognition particle, endoplasmic reticulum targeting. The record is from RefSeq and is a predicted model, not a curated record. Gene Ontology annotation, biological process: SRP-dependent cotranslational protein targeting to membrane. Lineage: Eukaryota; Viridiplantae; Streptophyta; Magnoliopsida; Brassicales; Brassicaceae.